AUGGGAGCCGGAGGACAAAGACGAGGAAUACAAUCCUGGUGGCUAGCCUUAAGUUUGUCUGUGAUGCUCAGCUGUGUGGAGCGGGUUUCAUCCCAGAUAAAAUAUUCUGUUCCAGAGGAAGUAAAAGUGGGAUCUGUUGUUGGAAAUGUCGCCAAGGAUCUAGGACUGGACAUCAGUUCGCUGGAGGAACGACGGUUUCGUAUUGUUUCGGGAACUAAAGAUGCUCAGUUUGAAGUAAAUCAGAACAAUGGCGUAUUGUAUGUGCAUAAGAACAUCGAUCGAGAGGAGCUCUGUGAAAGCGUUUCUCCAUGUUUAAUGAACCUAAAAAUGGUAGCUGAGAACCCCAUGGAAAUACAUUAUGUGGGAGUUGAAAUCAUAGAUGUAAAUGAUAAUUCGCCGAGCUUUAAGGAGGAAGAAAAAAUAUUAGAAAUAUCUGAGUCCACUGUCCCUGGCAAACGUUUCCAGUUACCGACUGCGCACGAUCCAGAUGUUGUCGUCAAUACUGUGCGCGUGUACAAAUUAAACCAAAACGACUAUUUUAAUAUACAAAUCCGAGAGAGAGGAGAGGACAAGAUACCAUUCUUGGUUCUGCAAAAGUCUCUGGAUCGGGAAAAGCACAAUGAGCACAUGCUGAUUCUGACAGCAGUGGACGGAGGAAAUCCACCGAGAUCAGGGACGCUUAAUGUCACAGUCGUCGUUCUCGAUUCAAAUGAUAACCAUCCUACAUUUAGCCAAGAAGUAUAUUCAGUAACAGUACCUGAAAACGUAGACGCAGAUACAAGUGUAAUUAAGGUAAAGGCAAGUGAUGUGGAUGAAGGUGCAAACGGAGAUAUUGAAUAUUUUUUCGGCGGCCAGCUUGACCUGAAGAUAUAUGAAAUGUUUAGCUUAGAUAAAGACACUGGUGAAAUUCGAGUAAAGGGAGAAAUCGAUUUUGAAAAGGCUGACGUUUAUAAGUUAGACGUCCAUGCCACUGACAAAGGACAUCCUCCAAUGAGCACGGAUUGCAGUGUAAUCAUCAAAGUGCUCGACAAAAACGACAACAAACCUCUAAUAGAAGUGACAUCUCUGUCAAACACGGUAUCUGAAGACUCAAAAACUGGGACAGUGGUUUCUCUUAUUAGUAUCACGGACCAAGACUCCGGUUUCAAUGGUAAAGUAAAAUGUAGUCUUUCAAAUAAUGUGCCAUUCGAUUUAAAACCCUCAUUUCAAGAUAAUAUGUACUCUUUAGUUUUGAAACAACAUUUGGAUCGAGAAUCAGUUUCGCAUUAUGACAUCACAAUAACAGCUACGGACUAUGGCGAGCCUCCACUUUCCACAUUCAAAACUUUGAGCAUUCAGGUGUCAGAUGUGAAUGACAACAUUCCAGAGUUCUCACACAGUCCCCUGGAAUUAUAUUUAACUGAAAACAAUGCUCCUGGCGCAUCAAUAUUUUCUGUAAGUGCAUUUGAUAAAGACUUAUACGACAAUGCUGUAGUGUCCUAUCGUAUAAUUAGAGGGGGAGGCGGUCAUAACGACAUGGCAUCUUUUAUAAAUAUAAACUCUGAAAACGGAGACAUUUUGUCGCUAAAAAGUUUCGACUUUGAAACUCUGAAAACGUUCCAGUUCCAAGUUGUUGCCUCAGAUUCUGGAACUCCGUCACUGAGCAGCAACGUCACAGUGAACGUGUUCAUUCUGGAUCAGAACGACAACGCUCCAGUCAUCCUGUAUCCAGUCAGCUCUAACGGUUCUGCUGAAGGUGUGGAGGAGAUUCCCCGCAAUGUGAACGCAGGACACUUGGUGACUAAAGUCAGAGCCUAUGACGCUGAUAUAGGAUAUAACGGCUGGUUACUCUUUUCACUGCAGCAAGUCACUGACCACAGUCUCUUUGGUUUGGACCGCUAUACAGGACAGAUCAGAACACUUCGCUCCUUCACAGAGACAGACGAGGCUGAGCACAAACUGAUCAUACUGGUCAAAGACAAUGGGAACGUGUCGCUCUCAGCAACAGCUACUGUGGUGGUCAAACUUGUGGAGCCCAAAGAGGCUUUUGCAGCUUCUGACGUUAAAAGUUCAGCCAAAGAUGAGGAGGGGACCGAUGUGACUUUUUAUCUGAUGAUAACUUUGGGCUCAGUUUCUGUACUUUUUCUCAUCAGUAUCAUCGUGCUGAUUGCAAUGCAGUGCUCCAAAACCACAGACUAUACUUCUAAAUAUCUGCAAGAGACUAAUUAUGACGGGACACUGUGCCACAGCAUCCAGUACAGAUCUGGAGAGAAACGGUACAUGUUAGUUGGACCCAGAAUGAGCAUAGGAUCUACUAUAGUCCCGGGCAGCCACGCGAAUACACUAGUGCUCCCUGACAGGAGGAGGGGAUCUGGAGAGGUAAGCCACAUGUAUGAGUUUUAUUGUUAAUGCAUCUCUUUUAAAUAAUAACUUAUUUUGGCUUAAUUCUA
Micropterus dolomieu (smallmouth bass) is the source of this 2429-nucleotide messenger RNA. RefSeq names its product protocadherin alpha-8-like. Gene Ontology annotation, biological process: homophilic cell-cell adhesion. The record is from RefSeq and is a predicted model, not a curated record. The transcript is spliced from 2 exons. NCBI's taxonomy places the organism in Eukaryota, Metazoa, Chordata, Actinopteri, Centrarchiformes, Centrarchidae. Gene Ontology annotation, cellular component: plasma membrane. Gene Ontology annotation, molecular function: calcium ion binding. The coding region runs from base 1 to 2388 and encodes 795 amino acids.